CGAUUGUCUCAACAAUUGGAUCAUAUGUUGAGGUCUUUGGAUCAGUUGAGACACAACCCGGACGUCAGUCAAGUGCUCGAAGACAAGACCAAACGUGUCGCUCAACUCAAGAGGAGAUUAACUCUCAUUCACUCUAUCGUUCAGAACUGCAACCAAAGGGUCGCCAAACUCUUCACCACUUCCGCAGCCAUUCAGUCGACCAGUCAUUGA
Messenger RNA from Oppiella nova, 210 nucleotides. Lineage: Eukaryota; Metazoa; Arthropoda; Arachnida; Sarcoptiformes; Oppiidae. The record is from the annotation of a GenBank genome assembly.